Molecule: messenger RNA, 3249 nt
Organism: Anas platyrhynchos (mallard)
Lineage: Eukaryota; Metazoa; Chordata; Aves; Anseriformes; Anatidae
Source: RefSeq, a predicted model, not a curated record
AAAAAAAGGGGGGGAGAGACGAGGGAAAUGGGGAGGGGGUGUCCCAGUGCCCCCCCCCCAGGGCUGACACAGUUGGCAGGGAGGCGAUUGUGCGACCUCGCUGCCUCUCCAGGGAUUUGAAGCUGGGCCAAGCGGCAGCGGUGGAAUUGUCACCGCAGGCAGCCGAGGAAACGCAGCGGGAGGGACACGGGAGGGACACGGGAGGGACGGGAGUGGGACACCGAGGGGACAAAGCAGGACGCCUCGCACCGGCCCCGCUUCUCGCCCCGCAGCCGGAGGCUCCCCAGACCCCGCGGAGCCGGGUGUGGAGAGGGGACCGCGGGUCCUCGGUGUCCCCACACACCGGGGGCCACCCCGGAGCCGUCCCCGUUGCCACCGUCCUCCGUCACCCGUGGGAGCCCGAUGAGCCGCCGAGGCCGAGCGUGACCCUAUGCAGGCCAGGAAGAAAUACCUGCUGCUGGCCUUCCUCGCCUCCUGGCUCGUCCUCCUCCUCCUCCUCCUCGGGGACCGCCUGCGCCGUUCGGCCUUCAUGUCCCAGCCCAGAGCCGUGUCCCCCAGGAGCUGGCCCCGCUGGGCCGAUCGCUCCCUUCUGGGAAGCUUCGCGGCCCCCCAGGAGCUGCAGGACCUCGGGACGCCCUCGCCGCCCUCAUCCCGGCUGAACUCCUCGUCCCGGUGCCGCAUGGAGAACUGCUUCGACCUCGGGCGCUGCCGGCGGCACGGCUUCAAGGUCUUCACCUACCCGCGGCAGCGGGGCCAGCCCGUGUCCGACAGCUACGGCAAGAUCCUGGCCUCCCUCGAGCGCUCGCGCUACCACACGCGGCGCCCCGAGGAGGCCUGCGUCUUCGUGCUGCCCUUCGACACCCUGGACCGCGACCGCCUCUCGGCCCGCUACGUCCCCGGCCUGGGCCAGCAGCUCGGAGCCUCCCCGCUGUGGAACGGGGGCCGCAACCACCUCGUCUUCAACCUCUACUCGGGCACCUGGCCCCACUACGGCCCGGAGCUGGGUUUUGACGUCGGCCAGGCCAUGUUGGCCAAAGCCAGCUUUGAUGCUGAGAGUUUUAGGCCUGGGUUUGACGUCUCCAUCCCGCUCUUCCCCCGGGACCACCCGCAAUGGGGUGGGCAGGAGGGGAGGCUGAGGCACGGCGCGGUGCCCCCCAGGAAAAAAUACCUGCUGGCCUUCAAGGGGAAGCGAUACCUGACCGGCAUCGGGUCCGGCACCAGGAACGCCCUGCACCACAUCCACAACGGGAAGGACAUCGUCUCCCUCACCACCUGCAAGCACGGCAAGGACUGGGAGAAGCACAAGGACGCGCGCUGUGACAAGGACAACGCGGACUACGAGAAGUUUGACUACCAGGAGCUGCUGCACAACUCCACCUUCUGCAUCGUGCCCCGCGGCCGGCGCCUGGGCUCCUUUCGCUUCCUGGAGGCGCUGCAGGCCGCCUGCAUCCCCGUGCUGCUGAGCGAUGGCUGGGAGCUGCCCUUCUCCGAGGUGAUCGACUGGAGCAAAGCCGCCGUGGUGGGCAGCGAGAGGCUGCUCCUGCAGAUCCCCUCCGCCGUGCGCUGCAUCCACCCGGAGCGCGUGCUGGCCCUGCAGCAGCAGACGCAGUUCCUGUGGGACGCCUACUUCUCCUCCGUCGACAAGAUCGUGCACACCACGCUGGAGAUCAUCAAGGACCGGCUGCUCCCGCACCGCUCGCGGCCCCGCUUCCUCUGGAACGAGCCCCCCGGGGGGCUGCUGGCCCUGCCCGACUUCUCCACGCACAUCGGGGACUUCCCCUUCUACUACCUGCAGCACGGCUCCAGCCCCUCUGAGAAGUUCACAGCCCUCAUCCGCGUCGUCUCGCCGCUGUCCCAGCCCGUCCUCAGGCUCAUCCAGGCCGUCUCCAGGUCCCAGUACUGCGCCCAGAUCCUGGUGCUGUGGAGCUGCGAGGAGCCACCGCCACCGCUCGAGAAGUGGCCCCAAAUCACGGUGCCCCUGAGCGUCAUCGAGGGCAGGAGGGAGCCCAGCGACCGCUUCUUCCCCUACGCGGCCAUCCGGACGGACGCGGUGCUCAGCCUGGACGAGGACAGCAGCCUCUCCACCAGCGAGGUGGAUUUUGCCUUCGUGGUGUGGCGCAGCUUCCCCGAGCGCAUCGUGGGCUUCCUGGCCUCCAGCCACUUUUGGGACGCCGAGCAGCAGCGCUGGGGCUACACCUCCCGCUGGACCAACGAGCUCUCCAUCGUCCUCACCGCCGCCGCCUUCUACCACAGGUAUUAUCACAGCCUCUUCACCGGGUACCUGCCCGCGGGGCUGCGUGAGCUGGCGGGGGGCCUGGCCGCCUGCGAGGACAUCCUGAUGAACGUCCUGGUGGCCGCCGUCACCAAGCUGCCGCCCAUCAAGGUCACCCAGAGGAAGCAGCACAAGGAGGCCGUGCCCCAGCAGCAGGUGAAGGGCACGGCGCCGAGCAGCAGCCGGGGUUUCUCGCAGCAGCAGGAUUGCCUCAACCAGCUGGCGGAGUGGUUCGGGUACAUGCCCCUCGUGUCCUCCCAGCUGCGCCUCGACCCCGUGCUCUUCAAGGACCAGGUCUCCAUCCUGCGCAAGAAAUAUCGCCACUUGGAGAGGCCCUGAGCCCCGCCGGGCACCCCGACCCCACCGCACGGACCUCAGGGGAGCAGCGCAUCCCUCCCGGAGCGAGCACUGGGGUGGCUGCCCACGGGGUUUUUAUUUGGUAUUGGGUUUUACCAGUACGAUAUAGGGCAGGGCAGGCACGGGGAUGGAUGCAGGGUGAGCAGAGUCCGGCUGGAGGCUGCAGGAUGCGGGAUGAGCCAGCUGUGCAUGGUGGUGGCACAGCAGGGGACCCCGGUGCCACCGUGCCCAGCACAUUGGGGACAUCCUUGGGGCUUGGUGGUGGUCGCUGCGUUCCCAGGCACGGUCCCCAGGCAGUGGCAGCGCCCAGGAGGCUGCGUUUGGGGCUGCCCCACACCAGCAGUGUCCCCGCCGGGUGCUGCAGAGGUGCCCAUGUCCCUGCGAUUGUUUCGUGCACCGUCCCCACCCCGCGAGCAGCAGGGAGGGGACAGCGAGUGCUUGAGCUUCCCAAAAGCAAACAGGGGAGCGAUAAGAGGUGAGAGCAGGGCAAGCGUCCUCCCUCCGCCCUCCCUCCCUCCCCAGGCUGGGAUGGACCCAAGCACCCAGGGGCUCCUCCCCAGGCACCCUUCCACCCCCUUUUUUUCCCCCAAAGCGAAAUAAAAGGGAUAUUUCAGCUGCUU